This is a messenger RNA of Adineta ricciae, 1773 nucleotides long. The record is from the annotation of a GenBank genome assembly. Lineage: Eukaryota; Metazoa; Rotifera; Eurotatoria; Adinetida; Adinetidae.
AUGGAAACCUUAGCUAAUGAAUUACUUCUGGAUCUAUUCGAAUAUUUCAAUGGAAUUGAUUUGCUUCGUGGAUUUCUCGGCUUGAACUCCCGAUUCGAUUCAUUACUUUCCGUUCAUUUCUACAAAUAUCGUUUUGAUCUUCGUUCAAUAUCCAAACAUGACUUCGAUUUCCUCUGUCACCAUUACCUGCCAUCGUUAAUUCAUCGAAUAACUUCGCUGAAACUUUCCAACGACGAUGAAACACCAAAUCUCCCGGAUUUCUUUCUUUCCUACGGUUUUACACUGAACAAAUUCAUUCGGUUACAAUCACUUUCAUUGUAUUCAAUUCAAUCAUUUAAUCAACUCAAUCAAAUUCUAUUCCAAUGCCAUCAACUACCCUACUUAACGCAUCUUUAUCUAAUCGAUGGUUACAACGAUGACGAGAGAAAGGAUAUUCCAUUUCUAUUCAACAACAUAUGGAAUUUAUCGAAACUUCAACACCUGUUUAUCAAUUACAACACAUCAGGAAAAACCUGGCUGAAACAAAUGACGGGAAAAUCGUUAUCGAUUCGAUAUUUAUCCAUGGAAAACAUCGCGUGCAGUCUAGAAGAUACUACACAUCUUGUCCGACAAACACCAAAUCUUCAGUAUUUAAAUGCAACGAUUCAUGCGAAUGAUAACGACGAACGGGUAUUCGUAAUACCAUCAUCGAUCGUAUCAUUGAAGUUAGCUUUUGAAGGUUCCGUUCAAAUUAUGUUGAAAGUCUUUCAAAUGGUGCCGAAUUUACAACGAUUGUCACUGAAAACUAUGGAUAUUAAUCUGAAUGGAAGCAAAUGGCGAAAGAUUCUGAUGAGUUAUCUGACUCAAUUGAGAAUCUUUCAAUUGCGAAUGUAUUUCGAGUUUUCUCAGACUAAAACCGUCGACGAACAGAUAAGUAAACUUCGUCACACAUUUCGACAUCCAUUUUGGACUGAGAAACACCGAUGGUUUGUUCAAUGUGACUGUGUCUCAUUCGGAACGUAUCAUCAUGGAAUUCUCUAUACAUUACCUUACGCAUUCGAUACGUACAUUUGUUAUGAUGUGAAAAGAACGAGUCACACUUGUCGUUCCAUGGAAAGUAGCUUCUGGUCGUAUGAAAAUGUUCGAAAUUUGCAAUAUAUGAAAUACAAAAUGAAUCCUAUCGAUUGUUCAUCACAUUUACCGAUCAAAUUCACCAAUAUUCAACAGUUAAAACUAGGUUUUCCAUUCGAUGAACAUUUUUACUCGUUACUACCUUCGCUGCAUCAACUAAGAUCUGUCGAAGCUAUUCUUGGAGAGAAUUACAAUACUCAACAGUUACAAACAUUGAUUAACCUAUCGCCUGUUCUUUAUUCAUUAAGAUUUUUCUAUUCGAUUGAUUUGAAAGUCUCCAUCGUACAAUUGACAAGUCCAUCGAUCCGUCGACUAAGUUUUAUCGCAAAAUGUUCGAUAACUAUCGCAUAUUUCAACAAUGAAGAAUGUGCAGCGUUAGCUUACUCGCCACUUGGACAACAAUGCGAAGUACUUUCGAUUAAAAUCGAGAAUCGUUCGAAUAUUCUGGAUCUUUUAAAAACAAUGACUAGACUUCGAUCGUUAGUGGUUCUAUGUAAAGACGAUACAUGGGCAGAUAGAGAUGCAACUGUAAGCAAAGAUGAAUUAAUCGAUUGGCUUCGGAGUAGCUUACCAGUGACUUAUUCCGUUAAUCGCGAUGAAAAUGAAACAUCAUUCAUACGAAUUUGGGUGGGAGACAGACGAAACAGUGCGAUUCUGAUCUAA